UCUUCCCCGGGCCCGGGCUGCAGAUGGCGUGGCCGGGUUGCUAUUCGCUCCGGGCCGGGGCUCCCGGUUCCCGCAGCUGCCGGCGGCUCACGUUGUGAUGCCAGAAAAUGGAGAAGGCUCCGGGCAGCGCUGACCUCCGCUGGAGCUCGGUGUCUUUACCCCUGGAUCUGAUCAUCGGCAAAUUCCGCUUACCCACCCUGGCCCGGCUCAGCACAGGAGAAUAUAUAGAGGGAUUGACCGACCAGGAUCUAUUACUAAUCCAUUCAUGUAGGCAGUGGACUACGGUUACUGCACAUAGCUUGGAGGAAGGUCACUAUGUGAUUGGACCGAAGAUUGACAUUCCACUGCAAUACCUCGGAAAGUUUAAGUUGCUGGAUCAGGAUCGAGAUGUCAGGGAGCCUGUGCAGUAUUUUAACAGUGUUGAGGAAGUGGCCAGUGUUUUUCCAGAUCGUGUUUUCGUUAUGGAGGCAAUAACAUUCAGCGUAAAGGUGGUUUCUGGUGAAUUCAGUGAAGAUAGUGAGGUCUACAACUUCACAUUGCAGGCUGGUGAUGAGCUGACACUGAUGGGCCAGGCUGAGAUUCUCUGUGCCAAGACAGUAAAAGAAAAAUCCCGCUUCAACACUCUAUUGCGAAAAUUGGGCAAAACAAGCACUCUAAGCAAACAGGUCAAAGGCAAGAUGCCAUGCCUCAUCUGCAUGAACCACAGGACCAAUGAGAGCCUUAGCCUUCCCUUCCAGUGCCGGGGAAAGUUCAGCACUCGUAGUCCCCUUGAGAUGCAGAUGCAGGAAGGAGAGCACACCAUCCGCAGUAUUAUUGAAAAGGUUCGACUACCAGUCAAUGUCACCGUUCCUUCUCGUCCACCCCGCAACUCUUAUGACCUCCAUUGUAUCCGUGAGGGACAUCGCUAUAAACUUGUCAGUAUUAUAUCAAAGACUGUAGUCUUGUGCUGUAUCAUUCGUAAGGAUGACAUUAUCCCUUUGCACUUUCUGCUGCUGUCAGACAUGCCCAGGUUUGUGCUUCCUGAAGGGUUAAUCCGAGGCAACCCUCUUUAUGAGAGGUUAGUGCAAGAAAUAACUUUGUUUAGCCAGGAGCGUUUCAAUGCUGAUGAGUACUCAAAGGCAGUCCGAGAAGUUAAAACAGAUUUUACUGAUGACUGCACUAGUCCAAGAAGAAUCAGAGUUUGCUUGCAAGGAUAUACAACUAAUUCACUGAAUUAUGCCCAGAACGAGCUGACUCAAUCAUUUCAAAGGCUCUCCCUGUGUGCUUUCAGCGGUGCUGUGUUGCAAAACAGUGGGGAGGUUACCUUCCAGAAUUGUAGGGAUUCAAUUGGGGAGCAGCAGAUCAUGCCACAUGAAUUACUAACUCCUCCAGAGGUGGCUGACAUGGACAGAGAAUAUAUGACACCUGACUGGACAGGAAAUUACUUCAGGACUCAAGAGCAGCCUGAAAUUCCCUAUGAGGAACUAUGGACCAAUCAAACACUCGAUAAUUCAAAGGAUUCCUGUGAUGUGGUGACAGAAAGUGAGAUCAAGACACAGCAGAGCUCCGUCUCUUUCUACUCUCAUUCUUCCAUGUCCCCCAGUGAGGAUCCUGUUCUGACAACUCAUCUGACUAUGUUAAAAAUGGGAGAGUCGAGAAUGCCGAGCCCACCCCCUGUACCUCCAAAAUCAGAAGCAGUGAAGGAGGAAUGCCGUCUUCUAAAUGCUCCUCCUAUUCCUCCAAGGGAUGCUAAAGGUGUUCCUACCCCAAGCCCACCGGUUCCUCCUCGAUUUGCAAAGGCCCAGCUCCAGCAAGCCCAUUCACCGAGCCCUAGUCUGUCCUAUUACUCAUCUGGUCUUCAUGAGAUUUCUGGAACCCGUAGUGGCAGCUGUUCACCAUCCCCAGACUCGUACUCACUUUACUGUUACCCAUGCACAUGGGGAGACUGCAAGGUUACGGAUUCUUCCAACCAUCCAAUAUCAGGGAACAUUUCAACCAAUAUCCAGAAUGUACAGACCUCCUGGUCAAAUGCAUGGGCAUAUUCAGACAGUGUUCAAAGCAUGACCAGUGGGCGAUCUACAUCCCGAUUAUCAGGAGAUGCUGUUCACAAAAGUUACUACAGUUGUCCUCGACUGAAACCUCCAGGUUCUCAAAAACGGUUUGCUCCUUUUGGAGCACUAAACCCUUUUUCCAAUCCUAGUUACUCAUCUAGUUCAUCAGCAACAGAUUGGUUGGAAUCUUCUGAUCAUCACAAGUCUCCGUCCACUACAUCAGAGCAAUGUGAUCCUUUUGAUCCUACAGUCAGUCGUAGUUCUUCUCCUGAUCCAGGCUCCGUCAGCAUUUCUGGAGAGUUAAGGCACAAGCAGGAAUUUAGAAACUGUGUUCAGGAUUCAUUGUAUAAACAGACUGAAAGCAUAUCUUGUCCUGUCCCACCAUCUCGGCCACCAAAAGUCUGUGAUUCAGACAACAACAUCAUCAUCAGAAGUGCAGCUUCUUUCUCCCCUACUAUUGUGAGAGGUGCUGAGGGUGGAGUCACAAGGGUCUAUCUCACGCAAGGAGUUAUAGAGGUUCCUCCAGUGUCAUCAAGAAGUACUGCAGAUAUACCAGUUUCUGUCCCUUCAUCUAAUACCCCAAGUAUGCCCAAAUUAAAUGAUAGUGGUUCGUACUGGUAUCCACCAUCUGAUCUAUCUACUCUUUCUGUGGAGGAAGUUUCCAAAUGCCUACGGUUCAUAGGCCUUUCAGAAGAUGUGUUAACGUUCUUUAUCCGUGAGCGAAUUGAUGGAAAUAUUUUUGUUCAGUUGACUGAGGAAAUCCUAUCUGAUGAUUUUAAACUGACAAAAUUGCAAGUCAAAAAGAUCAUGCAGUUUAUUAAAGGAUGGAGGCCGAAGAUUUAACCUGAUUCUAUGUUUAGUUAAGUCAGUUAAGGGUUAACUCUUUAAUUCAUUGACUCUCAGUAAUUUGAUUGGUUUUCUUUUAAAAAAAAAUCUCCAGAUGUUUAAAGUGUCUCAGAUCUUCUUUUGCCAUAGAAAAAAACAGGAAUGUAGGUUGGCAUGAAGGAUAGCUGUUAUCAACAUGUUAUAUCCAUUGUUGUUAACAUUGAACACUUGAAGAUUGCUAUAUUUCUUUUCCCAUUAUAUUUAACUGCACAAUAGAUAGAUUUAUUUUAGGAAUAAAUGUGGGUUAAAGAGUUGAGUUAUUUUUGAAUUGUAGUUGAUGCCUUAUUGGAGGUAGAAUAGUCUUCAGGUUAUGCCAGCAUAAGGUUCUCUCUUUAAUCAAAUUCAGUAUGUUUUCACAAAUGUUUAAAGUGCUACAACAAUGGAAAGCUGAAAUGCAAAUUUCAUUUCAGUUUUUAAUCAGAUAACUGCUACAGUUUCUGUUACCAAGUUGAACUAGAUUAAUGACAGCUAAACUCUUCUAUUAAUAAAACAGUGGAACUCCAUUUUUAAAUAAAUUGUAUUACCCAUACUAUUUUCCUGUACUUGCAGAUCUUCCCACCGAACAAAAAUAGGAAAUGCAGGAAAAUGAUCAAAAUAAAAUAAUUCUUGUGCAGCAUGUGGUUAUUGUGACAGCUAGAAGGAAAAUUUAAGUACACAUCUGGGAGCAAACAUACAGUUGGCCUUUUCCAUAGUACAUUGAAUAUACCUAUAAUUUAGCACAUUGUUUUAGCCAGUAAUUUGAUCUAAAAAUGUACUGUACUAAUCACUACUGUCUUAAAAAAUGUAUAGUCUGUUAUUUGUAGAAGACAACUCUACAUUAUGCAGUUUAAUGGCUGUGGUUUUUCCAACUAAUUUUUGGGAAAUUUCUAUGUAUGUAUAUUUAUGGACAAGCAACUCUUCUCAAUACAGAUGCUCGUGUUGA
This is a messenger RNA of Rhincodon typus (whale shark), 3837 nucleotides long. RefSeq names its product GRB2 associated, regulator of MAPK1-like (gene garem2). Bases 108 to 2873 code for a protein of 921 amino acids. Lineage: Eukaryota; Metazoa; Chordata; Chondrichthyes; Orectolobiformes; Rhincodontidae. The transcript is spliced from 6 exons. The record is from RefSeq and is a predicted model, not a curated record.